Alternaria ventricosa is the source of this 2805-nucleotide messenger RNA. RefSeq lists its product as uncharacterized. The transcript has 3 exons. NCBI's taxonomy places the organism in Eukaryota, Fungi, Ascomycota, Dothideomycetes, Pleosporales, Pleosporaceae. Gene Ontology annotation, molecular function: serine-type endopeptidase activity. The coding region runs from base 1 to 2805 and encodes 934 amino acids. Gene Ontology annotation, biological process: proteolysis. The record is from RefSeq and is a predicted model, not a curated record.
AUGAAGGGCGACGUAGCAACACAAGCUCACGAUGACCUGAUGGCAUCCGUGGCCACCAAACCCGACUAUGAAUACGCAAUGCCUGGAUUCAGAGGAUUUGCCGGCAGUAUCUCCGAGGAAGAACUUGUUCGACUCCAGGCUUCUGAGCAUGUAAGCUAUACGCUCGGAUUAACAAAGCUGAGCUCAUGUAAUCAGGUUGAGUACAUCGAACAGAGCGCCAGGAUCCACAGCAACGAGAUCGUGCAACAGAACAACGCUACGUGGGGUCUAGCCCGUAUCUCUCACGCCGAGCCGUAUCAAACGAGUUACCUUUUCGAUUCCAGCGCCGGAGAGGGUACAUGCGCGUAUGUUACCACUUGUUUUCGCGCGUGUCUGAAUUUCGCUCACAAAGCGACCGCAGAUACGUCAUUGACACAGGCAUCGAGGUUGAACAUCCAGAAUUCGGGGGACGUACGUACGAAACAUUCGCCCCUAGAGAUAUGCGCUAACGAUUGGAAAGGUGCUCUCUUCCUAGCGGACUUCAGCGGUGAGGACACCAUGAUCGACGGCAUGGGCCACGGAACUCAUGUGGCUGGUACAAUUGGCUCGAUGACCUGGGGCGUGGCGAAGAAGACGACGCUGCUCGCUGUCCGCGUACUGGACUCGUACGGUUCUGGUACGACCGAAGGCGUCCUUGCGGGUAUGGAGUAUGUUAUUACCGAUGCAGCAAAAAGUAGGGAGGCCGGAGAUUGUCCCAACGGUUUCGUGGCCAAUAUGAGUCUUGGAGGGCGUAGGACGCAGGCCCUUAAUGAUGCUGCCGCUGCCAUCGUCGCAGCGGGAAUCUUCCUUGCUGUCGCAGCAGGCAAUGAGGGACGGAACGCUGAAUUAUCCUCUCCAGCAUCUGAACCUAGUGUCUGCACCGUGGGUGCUACGGCCAUCAACGACACGCUCAUCGAAUGGUCCAAUUAUGGCCCUAUUGUCGACAUCCUGGCGCCCGGCGUUGACAUCACCAGCACUUACCUCGGUGGUACUAUUGAGACGCACUCUGGAACUCCGCAGAAGGCGCCGCCAGCUACGAACAUAGAUCAGAUGCCUCAGGACCAGCGCAAGCAACUCGGUCGCAUGAACAGUUUGAUGUCCCCAGCAGUCACACAAAUAUUGGAAGGUUUAGGCGACGAAGGAUCGGACAGUGAUAGCAGCGAAGAAAAAGACCCAUCCGAACAAGAAGAUCAACGUGCCGCUCAACAAUACACUAAGCCAGCACUCGACCCCCAGAAAUUGCGCCAAGACAAGCAAAAGCACGUCGCUGCCCAGGCGCCUCGCCCUUCAUCUCUAUCACCAAGCAGAAGUUCCCUGAAGACGACCAGCAAAAGCUCUGGCCAUUCUAAGCCGUCUUCGGCGCAUGGCAGCGGAGAUAAGUCCGCAAAGUCCAGACAAAAACAGCCGCACAUGGCGCGAUUCCAUUCUCUGCGCAGCAUGCUUUUUCAACAGAGGAUACAAGACCAGAUGAAGACUGCCACGCAGGAAGAUUGCCAGAAGGAGGAAAAUGCGGCAGACAAAUGGCGGUCUCAACACGCCGAACGCCAGAUGCAUAACCCAGGAACACCUGACCAGGACGCUUCAGGAAAAGGGGGAAUUGGAAGUAGGAUCCGGAUGACAGUAAGACGAAUGACGACCAAGGACGCAGGGAGUAUGGAGAAGAUCAGGGAGGAUGGUGCGCCGGUCGAGUUUAAUGAUCGCGCAUCGACUGCUUCCUCCGACAACGAGAAGGACCAACGAGAAGCAUCGACGACUCGCUAUGAAAGCGACAACGAGAGCAUUGACCAUUCUGAUGUGGACGAGCUGGUACGAUGGGUCAGCCGACGAGAUCCCCCUAGCGAUGGUGAACGACGGAAGGGCGGCGACGUAGUGGAAGCGAAAGAAGACAGUGGUCAUGAGAGCCUGGGGCCAUCAGACGUUGAAGACCUUGUUAGAUUUGCCAGCAGGAAAUCUGACACCAAAGAAACCACUGUGUUCAACGACGCACAUUCAGGUUACAGCGACGCAUCAACUGAAUCCGACAGCGAAAUCCGCGAAAUAUCUUCAGACGAGGAAGAAGACGCAGACGACCUCGUACGCUGGAUAUCGCACCGUGACGGACCCAAAGCAGGCCCCGUGCGCCGCAACCUCCAACGACCCGAGCUAGAUUCCGACGUAGGCGAGCACUACGAUUCCGACGUGCCCGAACUAGGCCGCUGGUUCAAGCGCCACGACGGCACGAGCGGCGAAUCCGCAGCAUCCACGCCAGUCAAAGAAACCUUUGACGAAAUUGACGAGGAAGAACAGCGAGGUCGCCCACGAAGCCGCGAGUCCAUCGAGCCCAUCAAAGAGAAACGCCACAUCACCGACGACGACGUCGACGAGCUCGUCCGCUGGGUCAGCAGGAAAGACUCCAAACAAGACUCCCCGGUACCUGUUGCAGAGAACCCAAUCGACCGUCUAAAGCGCGAAGAGGAAGAAAAACAAACGCAAAUCGGUAUGAGUGUUGAUGACGGGAGUCUUUCCCACGCCGAUCUACAGGAAGUUGUAGAACAUGCGCGGAAAACGAGUGCUGAUAUGGUGAGCCCCCCACCUGCAUCGCCGUUCGCAGUCGAGACGGGCGACUUGAGGGUGCUGAGGGAUGAGAAGACAAAGGCGACACCUCUGGAGCGCGAUUCGCAGCGUGAUUUGGAUGGGCAGAGGGAGAAUCUCGAUGAGAAGAAACAGGAGCUGGGUAUGAGUUUAGACGACGAGAGUUUGAGUCAUAACGAUGUGGCAGAGUUGAUUGAGCAUGUCAGGAAGAUUUAA